AGAUGGCUGCGCCCUUGUAAUACUGCUGGCGGCCCUUGACCUAUUUUUUUCUACCUUGUCACCUGACCCCUGUGGUGGCAGGCUGAGCACGAGGACCAUGCUAGGCCGGACCCUCCGAGAAGUUUCUGCGGCACUGAAACAAGGCCAAAUUACACCAACAGAGCUCUGUCAAAAAUGUCUCUCCCUUAUCAAGAAGACCAAGUUUCUAAAUGCUUACAUUACUGUAUCAGAAGAGGUGGCCUUCCAGCAAGCUGAAGAAUCAGAGAAAAGAUAUAAGAAAGGUCAGUCACUUGGGGAUUUAGAUGGAAUUCCUAUUGCAGUAAAAGACAACUUUAGCACAUCCGGCAUUGAGACAACAUGUGCAUCAAAUAUGCUGAAAGGUUAUGUACCUCCUUAUAAUGCUACAGUAGUUCAGAAGUUGUUGGAUCAGGGAGCACUACUAAUGGGAAAAACAAAUUUAGAUGAGUUUGCUAUGGGAUCUGGAAGCACAGAUGGUGUAUUUGGACCGGUUAAAAACCCCUGGACUUACUCAAAACAAUAUAGAGAAAAGAGGAAGCAGAAGUUGCCUGGUGAGAAAGAGGACUCAGAUUGGCUGAUAACUGGAGGAAGCUCAGGUGGGAGUGCAGCUGCCGUGUCAGCAUUCACGUGCUUUGCGGCUUUAGGAUCAGACACAGGAGGAUCAACCAGAAAUCCUGCUGCCCACUGUGGGCUUGUUGGUUUCAAACCAAGCUAUGGUUUAGUUUCUCGUCAUGGUCUCAUUCCUCUGGUGAACUCGAUGGAUGUGCCAGGAGUCUUAACAAGAUGUGUGGAUGAUACAGCUAUUGUGUUGGAUGUACUGGCUGGACAUGACCCCAAAGAUUCUACCACAGUACGAGAUCCUGUUAAACCAUUCAUGCUUCCCAGUUUGACAGAUGUGAGCAAACUAUGUUUAGGAAUUCCAAAGGAAUACCUUGUACCAGAAUUAUCAAGUGAAGUACGAUCUCUUUGGUCCAAAGCUGCUGACCUCUUUGAGUCUGAGGGAGCCAAAGUAAUUGAAGUAUCUCUUCCCCACACCAGUUAUUCAAUUGUCUGCUACCAUGUAUUGUGCACAUCGGAAGUGGCAUCAAAUAUGGCAAGAUUUGAUGGACUAGAAUAUGGUCACAGAUGUGACAUUGAUGUGUCUACUGAAGCCAUGUAUGCUGCAACGAGACGAGAAGGGUUCAAUGAUGUGGUGAGAGGAAGAAUUCUCUCAGGAAACUUUUUCUUAUUAAAAGAGAACUAUGAAAAUUAUUUCCUCAAAGCACAGAAAGUGAGGCGCCUCAUUGCUAAUGAUUUUGUAAAUGUUUUUAACUCUGGAGUAAAUGUCUUGCUAACUCCCACCACCUUGAGUGAGGCAGUACCAUACUCAGAGUUUAUCAAAGAAGACAACAGGACACGAAGUGCCCAGGAUGAUAUUUUUACACAGGCUGUAAACAUGGCAGGUUUGCCAGCGGUGAGUAUCCCUGUGGCACUCUCAAAUCAAGGGUUGCCAAUAGGACUGCAGUUCAUUGGACGUGCAUUUUGUGACCAGCAGCUUCUUACAAUUGCCAAAUGGUUUGAAAAACAAGUACAGUUUCCUGUUAUUCAACUUCAAGAACUCAUGGAUGAUUGUUCACCAAUUCUUGAAAAUGAAAAGUUAGCUUCUGUUUCUCUAAAACAGUAGUGAUAAAUAUAUCAUACAAAUUAAAAUGACUUUUAGUAUACUCCAGAGAGUCAAAUGAUCUUGCUCAACUCUUGUAAUUAGGUUCAUUGUCAACACAGUCAUUCCUUGGUGUCACUUUUUAAAAUUCCUCUGAUCCAGAUAAUUAAUUGUAAAUUAUCCAUCAGCAUUUGUUAUUAAGCAUCCACUAAGUACAAAGUAUAGGAUUUCUACUAUAAGACAAGAUAUACAUUCCUGAAAAAUCAUGCUUUCUGAAAAAAUGUUCAUUAAAAAGAACAGAACUUACAGUAAAAAUAGAUUAGGGAUAAAUUUCUCAAAAUUUGUACAUUUUUGUAACUAAAGCACUAACACAAACAAUAAUUGUGCCUCCAGAGAUAACCUGGAUGGCUCAGACAGGCAACUCAUCAUGUGGUGGAGGCUGCCUCAGGGGAUCUUAAAAAUGCAAAAAAUAAUCAAAUAGGAAUACUUGCUUCUGCAUGCUGAGCAAAGCAGGUGCAAGAGGAGCUCUGAACACAGGAGGAAGUGCAAACUGCUGGGGCCCAGAAUCAUGCAAGACACUUAUUUUAUUUCUCUAAAAAUGGAGUUGAAAUGACUGACAACUUUUUUCUUUUCCUCCAUGCGGUUAAAUUCCAGAGCCCAUGCUUAGGAGCCAGAGCAACUCCAUGUUACACUGAGUUCAUUCUCCUAUUUACCAAUCACAAAUGAGCUCAUGAUGUCAUAGAAACAUUUGCUGUAACCUAACAGAGCUUAUUGGAGUGGAAACUUCGUGGAUGGUAGAGCAUGAUUGUAGCAAGAAGGUUCAAAAUACACAAGUAACAUACAAUCUGAAAAACUUGCAGAUAAUUUGAUGUGGAUGCCAAAGAGAGGAGGCCCUUGGCAGGAUCCUCCCUUACCCCAGAUUCUCUGUUCCUUAUGGUUUCUUUACCCUCUUGACUGUCUUUACAAGUAUUCUCUGUUUAGGCCCCUUGAGCACAGAGACAUUAAUGGAGAUCUGUAUUCCAUAUUUGACAAAAUAAUGGAAAUCAUACAUCAGUUCACUGUAAGGCUUCAUUGUUGGAAUUCUUUGCCUUUGCUAGAGUACCAUUGUCAUCUAAUGUUGAUCAGGCAUUCAAAUUUGUCACUUAUAUAUUGACAAAAGUAGGAAGCUGAAUUAUUUAAUAAAUUUACUUUGUUUAUAAGAAAAA
Galeopterus variegatus (Sunda flying lemur) is the source of this 2862-nucleotide messenger RNA. It is a transcript of the gene QRSL1, whose product is annotated as glutaminyl-tRNA synthase (glutamine-hydrolyzing)-like 1. NCBI's taxonomy places the organism in Eukaryota, Metazoa, Chordata, Mammalia, Dermoptera, Cynocephalidae. The transcript has 11 exons. Bases 98 to 1681 code for a protein of 527 amino acids. Gene Ontology annotation, molecular function: glutaminyl-tRNA synthase (glutamine-hydrolyzing) activity. Gene Ontology annotation, biological process: mitochondrial translation; glutaminyl-tRNAGln biosynthesis via transamidation. Gene Ontology annotation, cellular component: glutamyl-tRNA(Gln) amidotransferase complex; mitochondrion. The record is from RefSeq and is a predicted model, not a curated record.